Messenger RNA from Chironomus riparius, 1104 nucleotides. The record is from the annotation of a GenBank genome assembly. Lineage: Eukaryota; Metazoa; Arthropoda; Insecta; Diptera; Chironomidae.
UAGAAAUCAACUUAAUGUUUACAAUAUCCAAAAAAUCUUUAAUUGCACUUUAAAAUGGUAAUUACACUGGGAUUUGAAGGAAGUGCCAAUAAAAUUGGUGUAGGAAUCAUCAGAGAUGGCAAAGUACUUGCUAAUGUUAGAAAAACGUAUGUAACUCCACCGGGAUUUGGAUUUUUACCAAAAGAAACGGCCGAACAUCACCGAGAGAAGAUUCUAGGGAUAUUAAAGGAAGCACUUGAAGUUUCAAAAGUUGAGAUCAAAGACAUUGAUGUAAUAUGCUAUACAAAAGGUCCAGGAAUGGCACCGCCUUUAUUGACAGUAGCUAUAGCAGCUAGAACAAUAGCUCAAGUAUGGAAUAAACCAAUUUUGGGAGUCAAUCAUUGUAUAGGACAUAUUGAAAUGGGAAGGCUGAUUACCAAAGCUAAGAAUCCAACAGUUCUGUAUGUCAGUGGUGGCAAUACACAAGUUAUAGCUUAUUCAAACAGAAAGUAUAGAAUAUUUGGUGAAACUAUUGACAUUGCUGUUGGAAACUGCCUUGAUCGCUUUGCAAGAAUCAUUAAAAUUUCAAAUGAUCCAAGUCCAGGCUAUAACAUCGAGCAGCUUGCUAAAAAAGGCACAAAGUACUAUCCACUGCCAUAUUCUGUUAAAGGAAUGGAUAUAAGCUUCUCAGGUAUUUUAUCAGAGAUUGAAAAGAAAGCCUUACCACAUAAAGCCAAUAAGAAUAGAAAGAAGAAAGUUGAGGACGAAGAACUGCCAUCACAUGAAGAUUUAUGCUUUUCAUUACAAGAAACAAUAUUUGCUAUGCUAGUGGAAAUAACAGAACGAGCAAUGGCACAUUGUGGAUCACAUGAAGUCUUAAUUGUUGGCGGUGUUGGAUGUAACGAAAGACUGCAAGAAAUGAUGGGAAUCAUGUGUAAAGAACGAAAUGCAAAGUUAUUUGCUACAGACGAAAGAUUCUGCAUUGACAAUGGAAUAAUGAUUGCUCAUGCUGGCUGGGAAAUGUUCACAACUGGAACUAGAAUGAAAUGGGACGAAGCAACAAUCACACAAAGAUACAGAACUGAUGAUGUAGAAGUAACAUGGGAUGUAGCUAGUGAUGAAUAA